GGUGGGUGCCGUCGACAUUGACGGUGGUAAGCUCCUCUUGCAAGCACGCCGGUAACUACCAAAAACAAGAAAACAGCCUAGAGACCAUUUUGAGAGGUUCGAAGCAGCACUGUAACAGCUCGAACAAAUUCGACUUUUUCUCAGCAAGUAAAUCAGAUAAGAAGAGAUGGAGCGUGGAGGCAGAGGUGGCGGACGGAGUUUCGGCGGCACACGCGUCUACGUCGGCGGGCUGACGGACGCGGUGAAGAAGGAGGAGAUCGAGCGCGAGUUCGAGAAGUUCGGCACGCUAAGCCACGUGUGGGUGGCGUUCAACCCUCCCGGCUUCGCGUUCAUCACAUUCGAGAACGAGCACGAGGCGCAGUCGGCCGUGGACCACCUGAACGGCAGCGAGCGCUUUGGCACUAAGCUGCGCGUCGAAGUGUCCCGCAGCAGAGGCCGCGGCGGUGGCGGACGCGGAGGCGGCCGUCGCGACUUUGGCGGCGGCGGUGGCCGCGGAGGCGGCGGUCGCAGCGACUUCGGCGGCGGCAGGCCGUACGACCGCUUUGGCGGCGGCGGCGGUGGUGGUCGUGACGACCACCGCGGCGGCGGCGGUGGCCCCCGCCAACGCAGCAGGUCUCCCCCGGGACGAAGCGACUACUACGAACAGAGCUACCGCUCUCGAGACCAAUACUCGGGCGACACCGCCAGAAAUUACCCGUCGCACGGAGGCGCCAACAGAUACUAAGAACUCGUCGUCGGUGUGCGACCAGCCACUGCUAAAUUGGUCAGCACAAGACUGUCUCCGAAAUCUGCUACAGCUUCACGAAAAAACAAACA
Cloeon dipterum is the source of this 816-nucleotide messenger RNA. Its product is annotated as RNA-binding protein Rsf1-like. Gene Ontology annotation, molecular function: mRNA binding. The transcript has 4 exons. Bases 167 to 724 code for a protein of 185 amino acids. Gene Ontology annotation, cellular component: nuclear speck. The record is from RefSeq and is a predicted model, not a curated record. Gene Ontology annotation, biological process: mRNA splicing, via spliceosome. Lineage: Eukaryota; Metazoa; Arthropoda; Insecta; Ephemeroptera; Baetidae.